CAAAGCGGCGCCCAAGUCGAGCACCGAGUCGAGCAGGGACAGGAGAUGCAAAUGGUCAUGUACCCACCCAUGCAUUAUUAAUAUCAGAAACUCAUUACUACCUUGACCUCUGAUGGUAUACACUAAACAAUUGCAUCAACUAUAUUUUUUUCCCCCAUACUACAUUCAUUGUAUACUAGGUAUACGAACUACUAUCAAGAAUAAUAUCUAUAAAAUGGACUAAGCAUCAUGCCCCACUCCUCUCGCAAAAAGAAACCAAUCCCACAGAAACGCCUCCAAGUGACCGACGACCACGGCUGGACGCACGUCACCACGACCCGACACGCCCGCCGCGCCGUCCACCAGAACAACGCAAACGCAAACGCAAACAAUACAAAUAACACAGACGCGAACACGGACAAUGGAAAUGAAGCAGAGAUCAAGUUGCCCCCCGCGGAACCCCCGCGCGGGCUCACCCUCACCGAGCUGACGGAGCAGUUCGCCUUUCAUCGCGCCCGAUGGGAAUCCUCAGCGACCUACGCGGCUGUCCGGAGGGAACUCGAGAACCACCAACACCAUACAGCUCCAGCUGAUAUAACCUCCAUCAUCUGUAUCGGACUGGGUAGUCCGAGCGGGUUUCUUCGUGGGGGAUGGGUUGACCGUCGCUCUGUGUCGAUGUACCAGCUUGCUGCGUUGGCGACCGUCUCUGAUUUUUUCGAGGUAAAUGUCUGUGCGCAAGAUCCUGUCUUCAACACCCUCGACAAACAGCUCCUCGAGACCCUCUCCAUCCGAGCAGUCGAUCAUCCAGCCGCUUUCGAGCUUGUUAACGAGUCGUCCCUCCUCUUCUGCCCCGGCGCGGAAAAGUCACAUCUCGAACGUCUCUUGCCUAGGUCUCCUGCGCUCGUCUUUGGCGGACCCCUGGAAUCGACGGACUCGAUUGUCUUGGAUACCUUUUUGCAAGGCGUGGGCUCGCUCAAACUGCCGGUUUUCGAGGAGCUAGAGCAUGCUUUUUGGAACAUGCGCUUAUACUGGAGGAUAAAUGAAUAGUCCCUAUCAUAUACCCAUUAUGCACAUAUGGUUGUCAUCUGAUUCUUAGAACAGUAACUACAGUAACUACAGCAACACAGUAACACCACCGUCGCCAACGCCUUAGUUAGCCAACGCCGCAAGAUGAACACCCAAGCCACUUAUUUACACACAUGCCACCAGCAGCAGAAGUAUACAGUGAGCAAAACCAAAAACCAUGCCUGCUAGUUCACAGAUAGCAACAGAAUUAGGCCGUCUUCCCGCCGCAGUCGGGAAUCUUGAGCCCUGGCUUCAAAUUGCGUGCCGCGUCCAUGAGUCCCCAUUUGUCUUCCCAGUCUUUGCCAGGAGUGUUGUAGAUGACCUUCCACGGCUCGUCGAACGCCUCGAACCUUUUUU
Messenger RNA from Penicilliopsis zonata CBS 506.65, 1401 nucleotides. RefSeq lists its product as hypothetical. The transcript is spliced from 3 exons. NCBI's taxonomy places the organism in Eukaryota, Fungi, Ascomycota, Eurotiomycetes, Eurotiales, Aspergillaceae. Bases 229 to 1026 code for a protein of 265 amino acids. The record is from RefSeq and is a predicted model, not a curated record.